AUGGACAACGAAUGCGAUUGUUCUUCCCGCACGCGGGGAGUGAGCAAGGCACCAAUUCCCAUUGGCGACUACGAUGUAUAUCCUACUUUAUCAGCAUCAUCGUGCAAAAGGUGCGCCUACUGCCAGAAAAGAAAGGUUAGCCCUUCGCCUAAGCAGUCGAAUUCAACAACUACUUCGAAGGCUUCUCACGCUCGGUGCAAUGGAUCAGAUCAUCACUAUAGUGACUUAGACUUAACUCGUAUUUCAUUUCCAUCCUCAUAUCAUAGGUCACUUUAUUUGCAAAAGAGACACACGGUGUCGGCGGAGGCUAUAAACAUUCCUCGGCGAAUAUCAAGUCUAGCCUUCGAGUCAUCAUUGGAGAACAUGGAGAGAGUGGGUUCGGCUUCACCCGAGGCUUCGGAUUCCUCAAGAUCCUCGUCUAGACUUAACCUCAGUGGCAAGCGUCUCGAGUAUGUGCAGAAAGUACUGGAAGAUAUUCGAACCUGGCAUGAAGAGGUUUCCAUGUCAAUUUCAAAAUCACGUUCUGCAACUCACCAAAAUUGCCACGAGAACAAUAUUGAUAUAGUUCCGACACAAGUUCAUAAACAGCAGACCCAACAUAUUAUUAGCACGUUUAUGGAUCCUCUACAACAAAUUAUUUCGUGGAGUCAAGUUUCCAAUGGGGACUAUGCAAUUUCUCGAAGGUACACUUCUAGGUCACUUUGUCCUGAGUCUAAUCGUUUUGCUUUCUGGAAAAUCGAUCCCAUUCCCUCCAGUAUCUACAAAUCGAAGCGGAUGCAAACUACAGGGAUCAAAAGAAGUCCUAAGCCAGUCCCUAGCCCGAGAACAUCGAGCCUCGGUGCCACCGUGCUCCCAAGACGAAGGAAUGCCAUCCGAGGUCGGAUUCUUCCAAAGCCAGUUUCUAUUGUCUAUCCAACCAUGAAACAGCAUUCAUGUCAACCACAAAUGACAGGGAAUGGCCCCUGCAGUCCAUACCUUGGUUGUUGCUUUGAUUCCUAUUGGGAUGGUGAAGGCUCUUUGGCCGAUACUCAAGAUAAUGGUAAAAUCGAUGACACCAAUUCUUCUCCGACAGUCUUUGCAGAGACAAAACUCAUCUUCCACGCACAAGACCAGUCAUAUAAAGAUAAAGGCGCCCACGAUCACAAGGACGGAGUUCCUCAUAGCGGUACUGUCAUUAGGCUUUCUGCAAGACAUUCUAGUCUGCAAGCUAGCGAGUCCAUCUUUAAAACGCCUUCUUUAAAAGAAAACGAAGAAGAGAAGGCUAGACGGCAUAUAGCAUUUGUGCAUUCGGCGUUGCAAAAUUUAGUGCCAUUUGAAAUCUCGGAUUACCUAUACAGAGUUUCGCAGUUUUCGGAAACUUCAACUGUUCAAAAGAUAGUAACAGAAAUUCUCCCUGCCAGCUCAGGCCUAGCCUUUGGCAAAGACGCCCGCGACCUCCUAAUUGAAUGCUGUGUCGAAUUCAUCACUCUCAUCUCGUCUGAGGCAAAUGAAAUUUCCGAAAAGGAAAGCAAGAAAACUAUCGCGUGUGAACAUAUUACCAAGGCCUUGGAACAAUUGGGCUUUAGCGAGUAUGUCAAGGAUAUUAUGGAUGUAGCAAGUGAGCACAAAGAACAAUUGAAGGGACGAGAAAAGAAAGCAAAUAAACUCGAACAAUCGGGUCUUACCGCAGAACAAUUAUUGGCAAUGCAAGAAGAAGCAUUUAGAGAUGCGGCGCAACGUCAUGGUUGAUGUUGUGCUGUUUUUUUUUUCUAGUCUCUUCGCCAAGAUCAGGUUUAAUUUCGAACCUCUAGGGAUGGAUUGGGGAGUUUUUUGGUCUGCAUACAUGGCUGGUUUGUGGGCGUUUUAGGGGGAUGG
Messenger RNA from Botrytis porri, 1854 nucleotides. RefSeq lists its product as uncharacterized. Bases 1 to 1728 code for a protein of 575 amino acids. Gene Ontology annotation, molecular function: general transcription initiation factor activity; TBP-class protein binding; core promoter sequence-specific DNA binding. Gene Ontology annotation, biological process: chromatin remodeling; negative regulation of transcription by RNA polymerase II; RNA polymerase II preinitiation complex assembly. The record is from RefSeq and is a predicted model, not a curated record. The transcript has 3 exons. Gene Ontology annotation, cellular component: negative cofactor 2 complex. NCBI's taxonomy places the organism in Eukaryota, Fungi, Ascomycota, Leotiomycetes, Helotiales, Sclerotiniaceae.